AUGGCUGCUCAAAGGUUACUCACAGAUACCAAUGGACCAUAUUAUGGAAAUGGUAGUGGAAAUUUUUCGACGACAAACGGUCCCGAUGGUAAUAGCAAUAUUUAUUCCUCAACAUUUAGUAAUGAAACUUCUCCACCACCACCAGUUCCUCAUCAUUUACAAAGUCUUCUUGGCCCUGUCAAUGAAUCUCCAUCAACUGCCAAUCAUGCGAACAGUAUUAAUGUCGAUAAUCAGCUCAAACAACAGAAAGAUAUGAUAUACAGCCAUCCAUUAUUUCCGUUAUUGGCAUUAAUCUUUGAAAAAUGUGAAUUAGCAACUUGUACACCAAGAGAUCCAGGUGGACCAGGAGAUGUUUGUUCAUCGGAAUCAUUUAAUGAUGACGUUGCAGAAUUUACUAAACAGCUUCAAAAAGAUCCAAAUUAUAUAACAACCAAUCCUGAAUUAGACAAUGUGAUGGUUCAAGCAAUACAAGUAUUACGAUUUCAUCUCCUCGAAUUAGAAAAAGUUCAUGAAUUAUGCGAUAAUUUUACUCAUCGUUAUAUAACAUGUUUAAAAGGAAAAUUACCAAUGGAUUUAGUAAUCGAUGAACGUGAUUCAAAUGUUUCAUCAUCAAAAUCAGGUGAUGAUGAUGAUCAAGAUGAUGAUCAAACAAGUCCACAACCACCAUCCGGACAUCCACCACAACCACCAACAAGUUCAUCACGUUCAUCAUCUUAUAAUCAACAUAGUCCAGAUGGUUCAACAACACCAUCAACAUAUAAUCUUAGUCAUCAAGCUAAAUCUCUUCGAUCAUCGUCACAUUGUUCAUCGAUGGCAACAACUUCACAAUUGACACCUCUUGUUUCACCCCAUCAUCUUGGUCAUCCAUCUCAUCAUCAUCAUCAUCAUCUUCUUCAACCACCACCUUUACCACCUCCACCAACACAUUUUCAACAGCAAUUACCUCUACCACCUCCACUACCACCACAUCCAUCUUAUUCAAAUCAUCUUGUUGGUCAUCAUCCAUCACUUUUAAAUCAUUUAUCUCAACAACAACAACAACAACAACAACAACAUUUUCAUCAACAACAAAAUAAUCUUUUGCCAAAUCAUCAUUCAAUUCAUAAUGAUGAUACACAAUCGACACAUUCUUCGUCAGAUACAAAUACUCCAAAUACACAUCAAACUGUAAUGACUAAUAUGGCAAAUACCAAUAAUGGUUAUCAUGUUUUACAUGAUAACAACAGUGAAACGGGUGACAAUUUUGAUAACAGUGUUGGUUCAGGGGGUGACAAUACAGGUGGAGAAGAUGAUCUUGAUGAUAAUUCAAAAAAACGUCAAAAAAAACGUGGUAUUUUUCCAAAAGUAGCAACAAAUAUUAUGCGAGCAUGGCUAUUUCAACAUUUAACUCAUCCGUAUCCGUCCGAAGAACAAAAGAAACAAUUGGCUCAAGAUACUGGUUUAACAAUUUUACAAGUUAACAAUUGGUUUAUCAAUGCCAGACGUCGUAUUGUACAACCAAUGAUUGACCAAUCAAAUCGUGCUGCGUCUAUCCCAACUGAAUUUUCUGAUUGCUUUGGUCCAUAUUCUCCUGAUGCAGCUGCAGCGGCUGCUAUGCAUUAUCAGUUUGGUGGAGGUUAUCCAACAACACCUCAUGAUAUAUUUGGAUCUUAUGCUCAGAUGUCACAAUUUCGAAAUCCAAUGAUGAUGAUGUAUCCAGGUGGUUAUCCUGUGUCAUCAAGUCCUAAUAGUAUGAUGGAUCAAAUGGGUCAUCAUCAUCAUCAACAACAAGAAUCAUCUGCAGUCACAAGUGGAGCUGCUUAA
Messenger RNA from Rotaria sp. Silwood1, 1803 nucleotides. The record is from the annotation of a GenBank genome assembly. NCBI's taxonomy places the organism in Eukaryota, Metazoa, Rotifera, Eurotatoria, Philodinida, Philodinidae.